This is a messenger RNA of Cynocephalus volans (Philippine flying lemur), 1517 nucleotides long. It is a transcript of the gene RHCG, whose product is annotated as Rh family C glycoprotein. The coding region runs from base 1 to 1425 and encodes 474 amino acids. Gene Ontology annotation, molecular function: ammonium channel activity. The transcript is spliced from 11 exons. The record is from RefSeq and is a predicted model, not a curated record. Lineage: Eukaryota; Metazoa; Chordata; Mammalia; Dermoptera; Cynocephalidae. Gene Ontology annotation, cellular component: basolateral plasma membrane; apical plasma membrane; plasma membrane. Gene Ontology annotation, biological process: ammonium transmembrane transport; ammonium homeostasis.
AUGGCCUGGAGCACCAACCUCCGCUGGCGGCUGCCGCUCGCCUGCCUGCUCCUGCAGGUGGCCUUGGUCAUUCUCUUCGGCUUCUUCGUGCGCUACAGCCCCGACGCCGACGCGCACUGGUGGGAGGAGAAGCGGCGCAGAAACAUCACCACGGACCUGGAGAACGAGUUCUACUAUCGCUACCCUAGCUUCCAGGAUGUGCACGUGAUGGUCUUCGUGGGCUUCGGCUUCCUCAUGACCUUCCUGCAGCGCUACAGCUUCAGCGCCGUGGGCUUCAACUUCCUGCUGGCGGCCUUCGGCAUCCAGUGGGCGCUGCUCGUGCAAGGAUGGUUCCACUUCUUUGAAGACGGCUACAUUCUCCUGGGCGUCGAGAACCUCAUCAAUGCUGACUUCUGCGUGGCCUCUGUCUGUGUGGCCUUUGGGGCACUUCUGGGUAAAGUCAGCCCUCUCCAGCUGCUCAUCAUGACUCUCUUCCAAGUGACCCUCUUCUCAGUGAAUGAGUACAUUCUCCUCAACGUGCUAGAGGUGAAGGAUGCAGGGGGCUCCAUGACCAUCCACACAUUUGGCGCCUACUUUGGGCUCACAGUGACCCGAAUCCUCUACCGACGCAACCUAGAGCAAAGCAAGGAGAAACAGAGUUCUUCAUACAGCUCGGACCUCUUUGCCAUGAUCGGCACCCUCUUCCUGUGGAUGUACUGGCCCAGCUUCAACUCAGCUGUGUCCUACCACGGGGACUCUCAGCACCGGGCUGCCCUCAACACCUACUGCUCCUUGGCAGCCAGCGUGCUCGCUGCGGUGGCAAUGUCCAGUGCCCUGAACAAGAAGGGCAAGCUGGACAUGGUGCACAUCCAGAACGCCACGCUCGCAGGAGGGGUGGGCGUGGGCACCGCUGCUGAGAUGAUGCUCAUGCCCUACGGCUCCCUCAUCGUCGGCUUCAUAUGUGGCAUCAUCUCCACCCUGGGUUUUGUGUACCUGACGCCUUUCCUGGAGUCCCACCUGCGGAUCCAAGACACCUGUGGCAUCCACAACCUGCACGGCAUUCCCGGCAUCAUAGGUGCCAUUGUGGGUGCCGUGACAGCAGCCUCCGCCAGCCCUGAAGUAUAUGGACAGGAAGGGCUUGUCCAUUCCUUUGACUUUCAAGGUAUCAAGGAGAACUGGUCUGUAAGAACGCAGGCCAAGUUCCAGAUUUUUGGCCUCCUUGUGAGCCUGGGCAUGGCCCUGGUGGGCGGCAUCAUCGUGGGGUUCAUUUUAAGAUUACCAAUCUGGGGACAAGCCUCUGAUGAGAACUGCUUUGAGGAUUCAAUCUACUGGGAGGUACCUGAAGAGAAGAGCACUGUCUAUAUCCCUGAGGACCCCAGCCUCAAGCCCUCAGCACCCUCUAUACCCUUGGCACCCUUGGUCCACUUGGUACCCUUGACACCUUAAGCUGCCAGGGCAGGCUACACAGACUGUCGCAGGCCUCUGGAAGGAGCUGGCGCUGACCUAGCGGGGGACACAAGAGCAAGUGAGCGGCACCA